ACUUUGUUCUAAUUAGAGAGACUAUUUUCAUAUUACAGGCUUCAGUGUCGCUGUAGGGAGCGGCGCCCGAAGCGGGUUUCCCAGAGGGAAACAUCGCUGGGCGCCGUGCUGACCAAUACUUGCAAGGUUGCUUUGUAUACAUUAACGAGUAUUGUAAAGAUGGCGGGCCCAGACUAAGUCCAAUUUGGUGAACCUGAGAAUGGCAAACGCGCCAGGCUUUCCCUGGCUGCCAAGCAGCCCACCCACGUAUCACAAUCCAUUCAGACACAACAUUAGUGAAUUCCUCAAGUCUUAUGGGAGUCUGGUUCCGGUCAAGCUGCAGCUGACCACGGCAUGGAUAGUCCCCCUCAGCCACAAGGAAGGGACCGUCAAGCUGCACGUCUAUGAGGAGCACCUUGACGAGGCCUCUGGGGCGCCCUCGAUAUGCGACCAGUGCCGCAACAUGGGCUGGCAGCACCACCCGGUUUCGGAGCGGCGCUACCACUUCAUCCUGCCCAGCCCUGCCGUACUGUCCGACCCAGAUCAGCUGCCUUCGCUGGUGGAGGCGGCAGCAGCGGGCCGAGUGGACCCUUCAACCGCCACCGUCAGCAACCUCGCAGUCGAGGUGUACGACAGCGACCCACGGGACAGCGCCUUCAACGCGCCCGCCUCCAUCUUCGACUCCACCACUCACUGCCUGCACGGCGUCAUUCACUCCAAUGGCUUCGGCCACUUGCUGCGGAUGAACGGUCGCGACGGCGCCGCCGCCACGGCGGCGGCGAUGGCGGCGGCGCAGGACGAGUCGGCGGACGGCGACGCAGCCGCGGCGGCGGCGGCAGCGAGUGCGGGGCCGUCACUGGCGGGCCCGGAGCUGAUGGGGCUUUGGGAUGCGCUGUGUGCUACGUUGAGGGCGCGGGAGGUCAGUGUGGAGGACGUGAGCAACAAGGCCUCCAUGCUGCUGCGCCUGCUGUACGCAGCAGCGCAUGCACGUACCUGGUACGGCAAGUGGGGGUACGGCUUCGGUCGCGGCGCGUUUAACUACGGUGCGGAAGAGUAUGCGGCGGCGGUGCGGGCGGUGCACCUGGCGCCCGUGGCGGGACUGGUGCAGGACAUGGAGGGUGCGGACCCCAUUGCCGCCAAGAUCCUGCGCACCUACUGGGCCCUGCCGCCCUCCCUGCCGUCCGACGUCACCUUUGGUCAGCUCCUGAAGCGCAUGCUGUUCUUCAUCUCCCGGCCCGACCUCCUCAAAGAAGCACGGGUGCAGUACAUUGCGGCAUCCAGAGCGGCGGCCGGCAGGGGCGGCGGCGGCGCAUCAGCAGCAGCAGCAGCCGACGGCAGUGGCGGCGGCGGCGGUCUGCCACCCCUGCCAGCGGCCGGUGGUGGAUUCGGGCGGAAGACGCCCAAGGGGGGCAAGUCGGCUUUGCAGGGUGGUAGCCUGCCCCCGGCGAAGCGAGGGCGGAAGUCCUCCUCGGCUGCUGAGGAGACUGCGGUGGGCGCAACGGGGGGUGCUGAUGGUGCGGGGACGCCUGCGCUGCAGUCGCCGGCGGGUGCCGUACCAUCCACAGGGUUGCCACCGGCGGUGCUUGCAGGGCCCUCGCCCUCGCUUCCGGCCACAGACGCAAUGGAGACCACCACUUCCUUGACAGGGCAGUCGCCGGCGGCGUCGUUGCAGUUACCGCCCCCUUCAGUUCCCGCACCGUCGCCAUGUCUGUCCCCAUGGCCUGGCGGAGGAACCGCUGUCGGCAGCGGGGGCGGUGAUUGCGCCUCCGCUGCUGCCGGUUUCGGUACUUCUGCAGCAGCCCCCUGCGUUGGCUAUCAGGGUCUACCUUCGCCGCCGCCUCCGCCGCUAGCGCCGUUGCAGAGCCCCGGCUGGACCCCCAUGUUUACCCCGGCAGCGGCAGCGGCGGCAGCAGCAGCGGCGCCUCCUCCGGCGGUGGCAACAGGAGGGACUGCUCUUUGCGGUGGCACCGCUCCCGCAUUCACAACCUCGGUAGGAAGCACCGCCGCUGCUCCUACAGGGACCACCCCUGCUGCUGCUGUGAGACCCGCCGCAGGUCCCGCCGCCGGCGUGCCCUCGGCAUCCAUUGCAGCAAUGGCGGCUGCUGCUGCUGCUGCGGCCCUGGCAGCUGUGGCGGCGCAGGCCGCUGCGGCGGCGGCGGGCAGGGGUCCGGCGACAAAGCCAGGCGUGGGUUUCACACCGCGGGUCUCGCCGCUUCCCAGCAGCACGCCUCACACGUCGGGCUUGUUCCACCAGUCUGUGUCAUCGCCUCUGUUGCCACAGCAGCAGCCUUUGUCGCUCCCGCCGCCGUUGGUACAGCCAUUGCAACAGCAGCAGCAGCAGCGGCAGCGGCCACCGCAUCAGCAGCAACAAGGGGAGGUGACACUGGGGCCGCAGCAGCAAGCCCUGCCUGUGCCUGUGCUGUUACCGCAGCCCCAACUGCCCUCGUCAGGCGUUCCUCCCUUGUUCCCUUCGCAGCAGCAACAGCAGCAACAACAACACGAACAAGGCUGGCAGCAACUGCAAGCACAGCAAUGGCAGCAGGCGCCCCAGCAGCAGCAGCAGCAAAGCCCCUGGAUACCACAGCCACUACAACAGCAGCAGCAGGCGCCGUUCUUUGAGCAGCCACAGCAGCAACAACCUCCGCUGCUGCUGCCGCCCCAGUGGCAACAACUGCAGCAGCAACAGCAGGUGUCAUCAGGGGAGCCCUUCCUGCAGUCUCCGUCGCAACAACCAUCCAUCCACAACCAACAGACCCACCGGUCGCAGCAGCAGCAACAACACCUGCUGCCACAGUUGCAGCAGCCACACCAACCCCAGUUACAGCAGCCGCUACCUCCACAGUUGCAGUCGCUUCCUCCUCCACAGCAGCAACAACCACAGCAGCAGCAGGACCCCGCCCAGUCUCACCAGCAGCAGCAGCAGCUCACGAGCACCAACCUCUUGCCGCCGCCCUUGCCGCUGCAGCUGUCUCCCCAGCAGCUGCCGCCACCGCCACAGCUGGUGCUGCAACCGCCCCAGCCGCCGUCCUCGCAGCCGCAACCACAGCAGCAGCAACUGGCUGCAUACCCAGCUCAACAGCAACAACCUCAACAGCAGCAGCUACAAGUGCCCGUGUCGACAUCACAGUUCGGGUCGCCGGGACUGCAUGCGGGGUACCCACAGCUGCCCAAUGGCUUCGUGCCCUUGGCGCCCUCGCUGCCGCCGGCACCGCAAUGGGCAAUGCCCGCGGGCCUUACGGGGGCUCCAGCCCCAGUCUUGCAGCCCCCACAGCAACCUCAGACGCAGCAGCAGCACCAGCUGACGUUGCUACCACCAUCCCCGGGCUUGCUCCACCACCCACAGCAGCAAGAACCGCAGCAGCAGCAGCAGGCUUGGGUUCCCCUGCAACCACAGCAGCUGCAGCCUUCCGUGCCGCAGGUUGGGCCGCAGGGAAACCAGCAGCAGUGGGGACAGCAGCAACAGCAGCAGCAGCAAUCUCCACAGCUUCCUUUGCAGGGGCCGACGCCGCAGUUGCAGCCACAGCAGCAGCAGCUACAGCAGUGGGACCGGCCGCCGUCUGGACUGCAGCCGCUGCUAACGCUGCCACCACAGCAACUGCAGGAGCUACAGCCGCCACAGCAGCAGCCGCCACCGCCCCAAACUCCUUCCGAUGCUACUGCAGCUGCCGCCGCUGUCGUACAGCCGCUAUCAGCGGAUGCCCUCGCGGCGCUGGAGCAGCUCACGUUGUUCGUACAGGGCUUACCGUUGCCGCUGCAGGAGCUGCUACCGCAGGAGCAGCCACAAGGGCAGCAGCAGGCGCACGAGUCGCUGCAGCAGCUGCAGCAGCAGCAGCAGGCGCCACCGCAGCAGCUGGUGUUACAGGGUUCGCAGGAGCUAGGACAGGCGCAGCAGCAGACGUCGCAGGAAUCGCUACAACAGCAGCUGCAGCAGGACCUGCAGCCGCCGAUGCAGCAGCAGCGACCCCCACCACCGCAGCAAUCCCCUGUUCAAGGGGCACAGCCGCCGCCGCAGCAGCAAGGGCCAGCGCUGCAAUCCUCCGCCCACAUGCCUCCGCAGCAGCCUUCUGGUGUCCCAGUUCCAUGUCCUCUCCUGAGCCCUGCCCCUGCAAGUGCAACACCACCGGUGCACGAAGGCAUGGACUUGGAUGCUCCUUCGCCGGCGCUACAGCAGCAGCAGCAACCUCCACUGCAUCAUCAGCAGCAGCAGCACCAAUUGCAACCACCUCAGCACCAGCAACACCUGCAGACGACCUCCAUGCAGACCCCCUCCUCAUCCUCCUGCUUGUCAUGGCCCUACAGCCAUCCGCAGCAACAGCAGCCUCAUGCGCCCUCCUGCCAGCCGCAGCCUCAGCCCGACCCGCAGCCGCAGCUAAGUGCCUUUUGCUCAGGAGGCCUAGCAGGCCCCUCGCAUGCACCACAGCUGCCUGACCAGCCGCUCUCGCUCGCACCGCCGCUGCCCCCUCAACAUCUUUAUCCACAUCUACAUGAGCAACAGCUGCAACAACAACAACAACAGCAAACACAGGCAGCCGCGGCGGCCCAACAGCAACCCCAGCAUGCUCAGCAGCCGACCCCAGUCCAGGAUGCAGCGGUCACGGACCCUGGGGCGGUGCGACAGCAGCUACAGCCCCAGCAGCUGCUAGCGACUGGCGCAUGCGGGCAGCAGGGUGAGGGAAUGCAGCCUGAAAACGGUGCGCAUGCGGAUGCUUCUGCUGCUCCUUCGGCUGUAACAGCUGAGGCGUUAGGGGCGGUGGCCAUGGGGGCAGCUGCAGUGGCAGGGGAAGAGCAGCAGCUGCAGCUGCAGGGUGCGGUAGUGGAGCAGCUGCCAGCGCAGGAGCAGCAGCUGCUCCGUGCGGCGAGUGGCGAGGCGGCAGCGGACAUGGCGGAUCCGGGCGGGGUAAUGGAACCGCAGGAGGUGGGUGGUUCCGAAGCUGUUGGGGAUGUCCCUGGGUUGGGAGCGGCACCAGCGCCGGCGGUGGUUGACUCCCUUCCGCAGGUGGCGUCGGCAGGAUCUGCUGCGGUUUUGCCUGUGACUGAGGAGGAGGCUGUUGGGACGCUAGCAGCAGCAGCGGCAGCAGCAGUGAUGGGGCAUGCGAUGGAGGCUGAGGCUGGCAAGUCGACGGCUGCCGCAUGUGGGGGCGAUGUGACAUGCAUGGAGGUGGACAGCGGUAGCGGUGGUUUAGCAAUGUCGGUGGAGGAGAAGGUGACGGCCUGCAAUGCUGCUGCUAUUGCUGGUGCUGCUGACGGUGCUUCUACACCUUCAGCAGCUGCGGCCACUGCCACGGAAGCUGCUGCUGCUGCGGCUGAUGUUCCAGAUGCUUCUGCAGCACCAGUAGUAGCUGUUAACCAUGAUGCAGCAGCUCCUGCGGCUGUAGCAGCGGCCCCUGGCGACUACGACACACCAGCAACAGCUGCUACAGCUGACACGACUGCUAAGGAGCCGACGGUGGUAGCAGGGCAGGAACCGGUGGCGGACGUGAUGGCUAUUGACUCUCCGCUCGACAAAGGCACGGCGCUUGCUGACGCCACCGCUGGCGCUGCCCUUGCCGGCGCUACCGCACCCGCCGAUGUAGCGGCGUUAGCACCUGCUGAUGCGGAUGCGGAUGCUGAUGCUGAUGCUGAUGCUGGGGCCAUGGCGGACGCAGGCCUCCCGAGCAGCGCAGCAGCUCCCAUGGACGUUACGACAGGAAGGCUGAGCCCCACCGCAGAACAUGAGCCUUCCCCCAUGCCGCCCACAGCAACGCUGACGGCAACAACAAAGGAGGCAGCGCAGAACGGCGGCAUUGAGAUUCCUUCUCAGCCUGGAGGAGGUCCCGAUGCAGUACAACAGGCGGUGUCGUACAGUACGGAUACGACGCUGCCUCCCGCCGGACCAUCAGAGGAUGUACGGCUUCCAGUGGAAUCCAUCAUGUCCCAGACUUGUGUUCAGGCGCUGACCGGGCCCGACGGCCGGGAUUCCGCGAUGUCCGGUGAUGGUAACGCAGGGUUAGCGACGUCGUCAGCGUCGGCGCCGCCGCAGCCCGCGGCAACGGUAACGGCAACGGCAGCAACAGUGGCGUCACCGACGGCGCCGUCGUCGUCGUCCCAGCGCUCUCAGGCGUCCACCCCGACGCAUUCCAGGAACAGUAUUGGGGCGACGCUGUUGGGCUUGCCGUACAGUGACAGCGAACCGGAGGAGGAGGAGGAGGACGACAGCGCUGUCGCUGCGGGUACUGCACCUGCCGUACAUGUGGCUGCGCAGCCUCCGCCGCCGGAGCCGGCGCCGUCAAGGGAGGUGUCCGGGAAGUCGAUGCCAGCGGAGAUGGCAGCAGCGCAUGGGGCGGCUGCGGCAGCUGUCACACAAGCUGCGGCAGUGAUACCACCUACGAGUGAAGAAGCGAACCCCGCAGCGGCAGCGGAGGCGCCUUCAGCGUCGCCGCCAGCGACGGAUGUUCCGCCGACGACGGAGGCGGGCGCUGCGGUGGUGGAGGCGGAUGCGUCGGCAGAUGCGGCAGCGGCUGCGCCUGCUGCGGAGGCGCCUGCUGCGGAGGCGUGCCAUGCAGUGAUCGCUGCUCAUGCUCCGACGACGGUCUUCGCAACAGAGGAGGCGCCGGUGCUGCCGACGGCUGCGGUGGAAGCGGCUCCAGCCGGGGAGUCGAGCCCUGCAGUGAAGGCGAGCCCUGCAGUGGAGGGGAGCCCUGCCCCAGCGGUGGCUGGGGGUCCUGUAGCGGAGGCGGCGGCUCCCGCUGCGGAAGCAGAGGCGCCGGCAGCGGAGGCGGCGGAGGUGGCUGCCGACGCCACGGACCCCACUGCUGAUAACGGCACGGCUGCUGCUGCUGGUCCCGAAAGAGCCGAUGCCGCGGACGCCACUGCUUCCGACGCCGCUGCCCCCAAGCCUAUCGCCGCCGGCGCUGCUAGCAAGGGCGCUGCUAGAGACGUUCCUGCCGACACAGCAGCUGCUGCUGCUGCUACGGAGGAUGGCAACAACACCCACGGCGCUACUGACGUUGACCCUGCUGCUGCUAGUAAAGGAAAGUCUGACGGUGCUGCUGCUGCCGCUGAUGGUUCUGUUGGCGCUGCUGCCCAGGCCGGCGCAAAGGAGGCCGCUGCCCCCGUGGUUGCACGCGACGGCGUUGUAGAGGGUCCGUUGCCUGGCCACGUCGCCGCCGCGGCCGCCCCCGACGCUGCUGUUGCUGCCGGCGGCACCGAGAAGGCCCCCGCGGUGGAGGCUGCUGCCGCUGGGGGCGUCGUUGCCGCUGGAGCGAACGCCGAGGCUGUGAAGGGCGACGUAGGCAGCGAUGCUGAACUCAAUGGAACGCCUGGUGGCGGCGGUGGUCGCGCUCGGAGCGGCGGCAAGGCGAGCUCGGGGGCGCACAUCGGGCCCGCGCCGGACGACUUGCCCCGGGAGCCGGUCUCAGCGCUGCGGGAGCUGCAUGCGGUCCCCGAACACGACAUGCACCUCCGUGACUGCCAGCGCGCCAUGGAUGCCAUGCUGGAGGCGCUGCAGUCGCACUGCAUGCGGCAGUGGCUGGCCCGGCUGCAGCUGCGUGACGUCAUGAUGGAGACCUACCGGGACUACAAGCUACUUGACUGGGUGCUGAAGCAGGUUGCCAAUGUCCGUAUCGGUGGCUAUGCGGUUUACCGCUCCAAGUAUACGGUAACCCGAUCUUACUACUACCGCUUGGAACGCCUCCCCGGCACGCCCCCGGACGCCCCCCUGUCGUACACCGUGCCCGUGCCGGCGCAUGGGCCUUACGCGCGCAAGGGCAACCGCCUAAUUAAGCCACGUCAGGCGCGCAACCAAACGCGGCCGGCAGCAACAGUGGCGGCGGCGGCAGCAGAGCCUGAGCGGCAGCAGCAGCAGCAGCCUACAUUACCGCCUGCAACGGCGGCGGCUGCGCAGGUUGCGGACGGGGCUGCUAGCGGCGGUGGCCACGGCGCUGUCGGCGGCGCCGCAAUGUCUGAUGGCCAGGACGUUGUCGUUGCUGCCACUGAGCAACGGCUGCAGCAGUUGCCGCGGAAGGCCGAAGAAGCCUCGGCUGCCGCCGCUACCUCUCCAGCAGCUGCGGAGGCAGCGGGGGCUGAUGCCGUCAACGCAGCGGCGGGCGGUGACGGAAAGGAGGCCGAAGACGCGCCGACGGCGACGGCGACGGCAGCAGAGGGAGCGUCGAACAAGCCUUUGGAAGCAGAGUCGCCAGCGCCGGCGGCGACGGCCGACGAGACGGUUGCCGUUGCCGUACAAAAUACAGCUGUUGGCCAGCCAGUGAAGCAAGAGGAGACGGAAGCGGAGGUCCGAGAACUAACGCUGGUGGAGGAGGCAGCAGCAGCAGCAACUGCGGCGGCGGCAAUGGACGAGCGGCGGCGCAGCGGCGCAUCCGCUGGUCCGCGAACCGGUGCCGUACAAGCCAGCGGCGGCAGUGGCGGUGGCGGCGGCGCCAUUGCGCGUGCAUCCGCAGCCGCCGCGAGCGGGGGCGGAAAAGUGGCAAAGGCUGGUCCUCAGCACCCUCCUCCUGCGGCCAGCAAGGGCCCGACGGGGCGCAAGGUGUCAUCAACAGCUGCUGCGGCGGCGGCAGCGGUACGCUCGCCUGUCAAGCUCCGCAGCAAAAGCAGGAACCCUGCUUCCGCCGCCGCCGCCUCCUCCUCCGGUGCAUCCGCGUCAGCAGCCAGUGCGGCUCCUCAUGCAGCUAAACAUGAUGCCAAGAAGCCGCACGAUGACGUCCCUCGCAAUGCUUGUAGCGCCGGCGGCGACGCCGCUGCUGUCGCUCCUUCUCAACGGCCAUCCGGCGGGGCCGCUUCCGCCGCCGCCGCCGCUGGCGGCGGCAGCGGCACCGGCCACAGCGGCGGAACAACCUCCUUGUGGCGCGGACUCGCGAAGGAACACCAAUCGGA
Astrephomene gubernaculifera is the source of this 8847-nucleotide messenger RNA. The record is from the annotation of a GenBank genome assembly. NCBI's taxonomy places the organism in Eukaryota, Viridiplantae, Chlorophyta, Chlorophyceae, Chlamydomonadales, Astrephomenaceae.